This is a messenger RNA of Nyctereutes procyonoides (raccoon dog), 863 nucleotides long. RefSeq names its product DEPP autophagy regulator 1 (gene DEPP1). The transcript has 2 exons. The record is from RefSeq and is a predicted model, not a curated record. Lineage: Eukaryota; Metazoa; Chordata; Mammalia; Carnivora; Canidae. Gene Ontology annotation, cellular component: mitochondrion. Bases 207 to 833 code for a protein of 208 amino acids. Gene Ontology annotation, biological process: regulation of autophagy.
GAGGCUUGCAGUCCGGACAGUGGCCUGUCAUCCCCACCAGAGUGCUCACUAGCCACCUCCCAGCCAUAUCCACGCUGGAUGCGGGGCUCCACCUGCUGGACUCCGCACCCUCCACCCUGAGCUUUCUGGGUCUUCCCAAGGACUGUCUUUGCUCAUCCAGCAGCCGUGUGAUCCCCAGGUUGCUGCUCCCCCCCUUGUUGACGGCCAUGAGGUCCCGGCUACUGCUUCCUGUGGCCCAUCUGCCCACAAUUCAGGAGACCUCGGAGGAGAUGCUGCCUGGGGGCCCUGGGCAGGAGCCCCCAGCCUCCCCCAGCCUGGAUGACUAUGUGAAAUCCAUUUGUCAGCUGGCACAGCCCACUUCAGUGCUGGACAUGGCCACAGCCAGGGCCCAGCCCAGCAGAGCCCUCUGGCCAGCCAAAGCCUUCAAGAAGAACUGCCCUACUGAGUCCCUGCAAGACAUCACUACCCACUUCAGUGGUCAGCAACCUGCACCAACCAGGGAUUGCACUGCUGACCCCCUGGACUGGCUCUUUGGGGAUUCCCAAGAAAAGCAGCCAAGUAGGAGGAACCCACCAAGGACGAUUGGCUCCUCUGCAGACCCCUGGGGUCCACACAGACAGAUGGAUGGUGGCAAGGCCCAAGGGACUCCCAGAGGGAGAUUCUGUGAUGCCAGCGUGCAGGAGCACUCUCUGGUCAGACCCUCAAGGGAUUGGCAUCAGGGCUCCUGGGCUUCCAGGCAAUUCAGUGGGGCUGCAGCCUCUCCCCCGGCCCCUCGCCCCAGCAGCACCCUCAGAACUCUCUAUUUGCACCUCCCGGUGAUUCAUGAACUCUGACCUCUCCCCAAUAAAGCCUUCUGUACAGAG